Messenger RNA from Pygocentrus nattereri (red-bellied piranha), 2047 nucleotides. RefSeq names its product selenocysteine lyase (gene scly). Bases 118 to 1506 code for a protein of 462 amino acids. The transcript has 13 exons. Lineage: Eukaryota; Metazoa; Chordata; Actinopteri; Characiformes; Serrasalmidae. The record is from RefSeq and is a predicted model, not a curated record.
GCUCUCGACACUGGAUGGCGCUGUUUGCGCCCUGCGGGCUUUUAGAGCGGGAGGAGCGCUAAGCUAAUGCUUCCUGCAUGAAGGAUCUGUCUGAGCCGAGCUGGAGGGGGCCAGUGAAUGAUUGACCAGAUAACCUACCGUCUUCUAAGAGUCAUGUCCGAAAAGGCUGCUCCUCCGGUUGUUCCGGAUCACAGUUCAUGGGACAGAAUUUCAGACCAUGUGGGAGCAGAUGCGGAGCUUGUGGCCGGGCCUGCUGUGGAGAGAAUAUAUAUGGACUUCAAUGCCACAACACCUGUGGAACCUGAGGUGAUCAGUGCGAUUACAGAGGCUUUAUGUGAUGCUUGGGGGAACCCUAGCAGCACAUAUCUGCCAGGUUUGAAAGCCAAAGGCAUCAUGAACCAGGCCAGAGACAGCAUAGCUAGAAUGGUUGGUGGAAAGGCAUCAGAUAUCAUAUUUACCUCUGGUGGCACUGAGGCUAAUAAUAUGGUGUUCCAUUCAGCGCUGGAACACUUCUGGAAGAGCAGAGCAUCGGCUGAGGGAGGCCAGGAGGAGAACCACCAGCCGAAUGGCAAGAAGGUCCUCCCUCACGUAAUCACCUCCAACGUGGAGCAUGACUCUAUCAGACUCACAGCUGAACACCUGUUAAAAGUAGGCAAAGCAGAUGUCACUUUUCUACCCGUUUCCAAGGUGACGGGCCGGGUGGAGGUGGAGGAUGUUAUGGCAGCAAUGCGUCCCAACACCUGCCUGGUGACAGUCAUGCUGGCCAACAAUGAGACAGGUGUCAUUAUGCCGAUUAAGGACAUUUGUCAGAAGGUGAGGUCAGCAAAGAGGUCAUCAUCGUCUCCAAGAGUUCUGCUGCACACUGAUGCCGCACAAGCCAUUGGGAAGAUAAGGGUGGAUGCACAAGAGCUGGGGGUGGACUAUAUGACAAUAGUUGGACACAAGUUUUAUGCUCCCCGAAUUGGUGCCUUGUAUGCGAAUGGUCCUGGAGUGAUGACCCCUGUUUACCCUUUGCUCUUUGGUGGAGGACAGGAGCGUAACUUCAGACCAGGGACAGAGAACACAGCGAUGAUUGCUGGUCUGGGGAAGGCUGCAGAGUUGGUGACUGCAAACCUGGCAGAGUAUGAGGCCCAUCUCCUAGACACUAGACUUUACCUGGAACAAAAGCUACUGGCCACAUUUGGAAAAGAGAAAGUUAGAUUCAACAGCCAUUUUCCCGGCACAGACACGCUGCCCAACACAUGUAAUGUGUCAAUUUUGGGUCAAGGACUGCAAGGUCACAGAGUGCUGUCCACGUGCAGGAGGUUACUGGCCAGUGUUGGUGCUGCCUGCCACUCAGACCGAGGAGAUCAACCUUCACAUAUUCUGCUGAACUGUGGGAUCCCGUACCAUGUGGCAAUAAAUGCUCUGCGGAUCAGCGUGGGCAAAGGGACAUCUCGACAAGACGUGGACGCUGUAGUGGAGGACCUGCGAGACGCUGUGGAGCGACUGGAGCAGACGGACUAGCGCCUGUUUUCUGUGGCAUCUCUCUUGUGGAGGCUGCACCACCACUCUGAGUGGAAUCUGUAUGCACUUGCUCGCAUUGCUUUGAAUUUUUUUUUUUUUAUUGAACAGAUAAAAAGGUCAAAGUAUCAUGGCUUGAAGUACCACACUUGCUCAUGUGGCCAGCUGUUUGAACAUUUUAUGAAUUUUAAAAAUAUUUAAACUGUUUGUAUGUAUAUUGUUAUCCCUCUCGUCAAAAUACAUUAAGUUAUGGGGCUGCACUUCUAUGAUCCAAAUGCACUGAUUAUUUAGGGGUGUGUGGCUUGAAUGAUGGUGAAUUAUUUAUUUGACAUACGUGUUCUUAAAGUGCACACUGUGGGUUUAAAAAUCUUAAGGGAGCAUAGAUCCAGUCUUAUUGUAUCAAAGCAGUAAUAGCUGUGUGUGUUGCACUGAAGAUCUCUUAUAGGUGUAGCAAACGAACAGCGAGGUAUUGCUGAGGGACUUCAGCUGCUUUCAUGUCCUGAUGAUGAGCUGUUCUUUCAUCAUUAAAUAUUACAAGCUUCAA